GCUGCGGCAACGCCUGAAUAGUGAGGUUUAGGUUUCUUUGUCCGACCUAGGAACGGCCCCAUUCCCGACAGAUCGCCAAGUACAACUUCGAAGUUCUCUUUUCUGCUUCACCUAACCCGUCACAUAGGAGGCAUUGGCAGUUGUGUCCUUUUCUUUCUUAUUUCCUUAUUCCCUUGCCGGUGAAGGGGCACUGCUGAGUGCGAAGGAGGGUAGAUUUGGUUUGUCAGGUCUACACAUACAGUUUUCCAGAAAUAUUUGUUUUAGCCCAUAGAAAUUUCAUUAUCUCAUCGCCAACGCGGUCCCGUGUUAUUAUCCAAGAGAUUUUUUUAUUGUGCACUACUUCUUGGCAUCCGCAUUCAUUUUUUUUCUUCUUCUUCUUUGCUGUCAAAAUGCAUAUCAGGGAUAUGUUGGCCGAGACCGAGAAGACGGGUGAACCGUCUUUCUCGUUCGAGUACUUCCCUCCCAAGACGGCACAGGGUGUGCAGAACCUGUACGACCGUAUGGAGCGCAUGUACCACUUUGGCCCCAAGUUUAUUGACAUUACCUGGGGCGCUGGUGGCCGCAUUGCCGAGCUCACUUGCGAGAUGGUCACACAAGCUCAGACCUACUUUGGCCUCGAGACUUGCAUGCAUCUCACCUGCACCGAUAUGGGCGUUGAGAAGGUCAACGACGCUCUUGACAAGGCGUACAAGGCUGGCUGCACCAAUAUCCUCGCCCUGCGUGGUGAUCCACCACGUGACAAGGAGAAGUGGGAGGCUGCCCAGGAUGGCUUUCAUUACGCCAAAGAUCUCGUGUCCCACAUCCGCAAGACGUACGGAGAUCACUUUGACAUCGGCGUUGCCGGCUACCCUGAGGGUUGUGACGACAACAAGGACGAGGAUCUUCUUCUCGACCACUUGAAGGAAAAGGUUGACAUGGGUGCCUCAUUCAUCGUCACGCAGAUGUUUUACGACGCCGACAACUUUGUCCGCUGGGUUGGCCGAGUACGUGAGCGAGGCAUCACCGUCCCCAUCAUACCAGGCAUCAUGCCGAUUGCAACAUACGCCAGCUUCUUACGUCGGGCGAACCACAUGCAGGCGAGGAUCCCCGAAGAGUGGAUGCAGCGUCUUGAACCCAUCAAGGCAGACGAUGCUGCUGUGAGGGUUGUGGGUAGGCAGCUGGUUGUGGAGCUUUGCCGGAAGAUCUUGGCCGCUGGUAUUCACCACUUGCACUUUUACACGAUGAACCUUGCUCAGUCGACGGCCUUGAUUCUGGAAGACCUUGACUGGUUACCAUCGCCAAACAAGCCGCUCAAGCACGCUUUGCCCUGGAAGCAGUCUCUAGGCCUCAGACGACGAGAGGAGGACGUCCGUCCCAUCUUCUGGCGGAACCGCAACAAGUCUUACGUUAUGAGGACCCAGGACUGGGACGAGUUCCCUAACGGGCGCUGGGGUGACUCCAGAUCCCCGGCGUUUGGUGAGCUUGACGCCUACGGCAUUGGAUUGCUGGGAACGAACGAACAGAACAGGAAGAAAUACGGCGAGCCCAAAUCGGUCAAGGAUAUAGCCACUUUGUUUGUGCGAUAUGUCCAGAAGGAAGUCGAUACGCUUCCGUGGAGCGAGUCUCCACUCGACGCAGAGGCAGAACUUAUCAGAGACGACCUGAUCGACAUUAACCUGCGCGGGUUGCUCACGAUUAACUCGCAACCCGCCGUGGACGGUGUCAAAUCAACCCACCCCAUCCACGGUUGGGGUCCGCCAAACGGCUAUGUCUACCAGAAGGCUUACCUAGAGCUGCUCGUUCACCCAGCCAUUUUUGAGCAGCUUAAGGAGCGAAUUCACAAUCACCCGGACCUGACGUACUACGCCGUGACCAAAUCCGGAAACCUACAUACCAACGCCUCUUAUGAAGGACCUAACGCUGUCACGUGGGGUGUUUUCCCGGGCAAGGAGAUCGUACAGCCCACUGUUGUCGAGAACAUAAGUUUCCUGGCCUGGAAGGAUGAGGCUUUCCAACUUGGAAUGGAGUGGGCCCGUUGUCACGACCAAAACACUCCCAGCCGUAUCCUGCUCCAGAGCAUAAUGGAAGAGUGGUAUCUUGUGAACAUUGUUAAUAACGAUUUCCAUGCGCCACGGACCAUCUUCGAAACGCUGAAGGACCUGACGGUUCCCGACAUUGACAAAGAAAUCGUCUCGUCUGCGCUUCCCAUCGCCGCCCCUGAGGCUGCUGCCGUCAACGGCGAGCGGAAUGGCGCGCAAUCCAACGGAAUCACCGCGGCUGUCACCGCGUCUUGACAAUAAAGCCGUUGGUCACUCUUUGCAUCUUUCAACCCUUUCCCUCUUUUCCGGGCUCAUUUCGCAUAUUUAUCAUGACUUUUUUUUUCUUUGACUUUUUGCAGUACAUUAUUGGCAUUUCUCACGGCGUUUCGGAGGGACAUUUUCCUCUCCGUGGUGUAGACUUUUUCAACAAAAAGUAAAAUGGGGGCGCAUAUGGGGGCUUAAAAAUCAGGAUGGCCACACUCGACUAAGAGACUGGGACCUAAAAACGGGAUUAUUCACUAAGGAGUAGGGCGAAGCAUGCAUGUAUAUCUCAACGAUACCCCCUUGUUUAUUUGUUUUUGGACAUGACGCAAGUACGAACAAAAAUACGAAUGUUAGG
Messenger RNA from Pyricularia grisea, 2637 nucleotides. RefSeq lists its product as uncharacterized. Gene Ontology annotation, biological process: tetrahydrofolate interconversion. The coding region runs from base 390 to 2273 and encodes 627 amino acids. Gene Ontology annotation, cellular component: cytosol. The record is from RefSeq and is a predicted model, not a curated record. The transcript is spliced from 3 exons. Lineage: Eukaryota; Fungi; Ascomycota; Sordariomycetes; Magnaporthales; Pyriculariaceae. Gene Ontology annotation, molecular function: FAD binding; methylenetetrahydrofolate reductase [NAD(P)H] activity.